GCGAUUGGUCGGCGAGGCGUUUCUCGUCGCCGCUGAAGGGAAAUAUGAGGAGGACCACGUUCAGCCGUCUGGUCAGGUUCGGCCUUUAUGUUUGCGGUAUAUGGCCGUAUUUACCGUCGACUGUGAUGUUCAGAUUAUACUGGAUCAUAGCGUUGAGCACGGCUCAAGUCUUUCAAUAUCGAUACGUAGUGAUGAACUUUCAUGUGGACGACUUCUCCGAGUAUAUGGAUGGUGUUAGCUGCGCAAUGACGUCUUCUUUACUCUACAUUAAGCUCGUUAUCCUUUGGUUCUAUCAACGAAUAUUUUACGAUUUAGUGCAAAUGAUGUCUGCGGAUUGGAAAGAUUGCAUUUCGAGCCGCUGUAGCUCGCGCGUAAUGAUAGACGGGGCAAAUCUUGCACGUCGUGCCUCGAAGUGGAUCGUCGGCAUGUAUGUUGGCUCCGUAACUUUUUACAGUCUCGGUGUACUGGCUGGUAACGCAAACAGUCCCGAGACAUUAGAACCGUACGCGCGAGAUCUCAUUCUGAAGAUGGAGCUGCCAUUCAACAUUAGCACAAAUUUCAUUUACACGACAGUUCAAUCCGUUCAAUUUUAUUAUCUGCUUUUUAUAGUCGCUUGCGGUAUUACGACUAUCAAUUCACUUCUCGUCACUCUGAUAAUUCACGUCUGUGGUCAAAUCGACAUUCUACGAGAAUCGUUGACAAAAAUCUCCAAAUGUUCAGCGGAUUCGAUGGACGAAAUUACGUUGCGAUCGUUGAUUAUUAAGCACCAGCGUAUUAUUAUAUUUGCGGAAAAUAUUGAGACUCUUUUCACGUACAUCGCAUUUAUGAUGCUUUUAUCAGACACGCUCAUCAUAUGCUGUUUAGGAUUUAUUAUUGUUACCUCGCUCAACUCACCUAAUGCCGCACCAAUUUUGGUAAAGUCAUUGUUAUACUACUUCUCGAUGAACGCCGAGGCAUUCAUAUACUGUUUUUGCGGUGAACAUCUGAGCGCCAAGAGUAAAAUGAUUGGAAAUGCGGCGUACGAUUCUCUCUGGUACGAUUUUUCAGCCAAAGAAAGUCGAACUAUAUUGUUCCUCAUUAUCAGAUCGCAGAAAAGAUUGACGAUCACAAGCGGAAAAAUCCUCGAUCUUUCUUUGGAGAGAUUUACGAGCGUAGUAAAGGCAUCGUUGUCGUAUAUAUCUGUACUUUUGGCGAUGUACUGAAGACGAGUGAUGUAUUGAUAGUUGUAACAAUAACAUGAAACAAUAGUGAAUAGAAAAUAGGGUAAAUAUUACUACUUCUUCAUCUCUCACAAGUUGCGAGUAGUUUGAACUAUUUUAUUAUUUGCAUCUCCUCUCGCACAAGAAAAGAGAUAUUAUAGUCGUUAAUGC
Messenger RNA from Temnothorax curvispinosus, 1370 nucleotides. Its product is annotated as odorant receptor 22c-like. Gene Ontology annotation, molecular function: odorant binding; olfactory receptor activity. The transcript is spliced from 6 exons. The coding region runs from base 45 to 1202 and encodes 385 amino acids. The record is from RefSeq and is a predicted model, not a curated record. Gene Ontology annotation, biological process: detection of chemical stimulus involved in sensory perception of smell; sensory perception of smell. Lineage: Eukaryota; Metazoa; Arthropoda; Insecta; Hymenoptera; Formicidae. Gene Ontology annotation, cellular component: plasma membrane.